Fusarium sp. VM40 is the source of this 834-nucleotide messenger RNA. The record is from the annotation of a GenBank genome assembly. Lineage: Eukaryota; Fungi; Ascomycota; Sordariomycetes; Hypocreales; Nectriaceae.
AUGGCUCCUCCAGCCAAGCCCGCCGACGCGCGACGCAAGUCGAGCACCAAAGCCAGUUCAAUCGUCAUUCUUAAGGUGUCGCCCGACAAGCUGCGUGCCCUGAUUGCGCCCGCUGUCAAGGAGGAAUCUCCAGCCAAAGACAUCGAAGCCAAGGCCGAAUCGCCUGCCGAUGCCGCGUCUGCCUCCGGUUCGCAACCACCAGCCAGCAACACCAACGGCGACAAUGCUUCAGAUUCCAACGCUGCUACUCCUGUCGCCGACGCAACCCCUGCCGAAGGAACACCGGCCCCUUCGGCCAUGGGACCGCCCACCGAGGGACCAAAGAAGAAGGGUAUCAAGCGAUCUGCUGCCGUUGCCAACGGAUCGAUAGAUGGUAUCCCCAAACCUCGAGGAAAGCCCGGCCCCAAGAAGAAGCCUCGUUUGGAGGACGGCACGAUCGAUCACUCUGGCUCCAAACCUGCCGCAGGUCACAAACUUGGACCCAAGGCAAACCAAGGAGCUAUCAACGCCGGCCUGCGCGCCCUCGAUCGCUCGGGCAAACCUUGUCGCAGAUGGGCAAAGGGAGGAUUCCAGCUCAAAAGCUUCACUGGUGUCACCUGGGAGAUUCCUCGAUGGGUCGCACCUCAAAAGAAGGCCCCCGAAUCCGGCACCGAAGACUCUGCUGCUGCAUCUGCCGAGGGUAGCAGCAAGGAGAACAAGGAGAAUGGACAAGAGGGCAACAGUGUCAGCAACAGCAACAGCGGUAACGACGUCGAGAUGCAAAGUGCUCCCAGCCAUCAUGCCUCAUCACCGGCACCGGCACCAGCCCCUUUGGCUAUUGCAGCUGCAUCCUAA